CAUACUUCCAUUCGUUUUAAACGGCCGCGCCGUUUUCAGUUGAAGUCGUUCUGUACCAGUAAGGUCUGGUGUCGAGAAAUGACGGAAGCAGAGAAAUCGAACGAUCUGAAGGAGGUGUUGAAGCCCUUCUAUCAGAGGGCAUCUGAAGCUGAGGAUCGACUAGCAAGACUUGAAAAUGCACUUGGUGACAAGAGAGGUAAAAGCUUGUUUGGCUUCAUCAUUGAUCCAGAUUCUGGAAAUGAAGAAUUAUCAAAAAUUGUAAGUGAACUCCAGUCAAAGCUAGAUGAAGUAAAAGCAGAACAACUAGCUGAGCGAGAGAAGGCUGCAAAGGAGAUGCAGAAGCUGACUGCUGAAAAUGCAAAGCUCCAAUAUCGAAUAACCCAUCUAGUCCGAUCAUUGAGGGAGGCAGAUUGCAAGUUGGAAAGUUAAAUCUACUAACUGUAGUUAAUGGCACUUGAGAAUUUGUUUCCUGCUUUUCAUCAUGACAGGAAUCACAGUAUUUCUUUAAUCCUAAGACAUCAUUGUUUAAGUCUAGUUCAGUUUUUCCAUGGUUGAAUCUGUACUUGCCACAAACUGUGAUUUUUGGGGGGGCAGGGGGAGGACUGAUUUCCUGGAAUCUACACAUCAAAAAGAUCCUUAGAGAAAAAUGAGUUGGACAGGAGCUAAACAGAGUUGGAUGUAUGAAUAUUUGUUACUCUUUACCUUUACCCUCAUUAUGGGAAUUUCAGUGGCUUGGA
Molecule: messenger RNA, 737 nt
Organism: Nelumbo nucifera (sacred lotus)
Lineage: Eukaryota; Viridiplantae; Streptophyta; Magnoliopsida; Proteales; Nelumbonaceae
Product: threonine-tRNA ligase 2
Source: RefSeq, a predicted model, not a curated record